GCGCUGUGUAUGCACUGCGCAUAUAUAACGAUGAAUAUUUCAGAAAAAAUCUCCUUAUAUGAAACGUCUGCUGAUAGAAGCGUCUGGGAAUCAUUAUCCGAUAUUUAUUCUAUUAUCCGGACACUGGAGUUUCUUGAGAAGGCAUAUUUACGGGAUAUUAUUUCAUCUGAAGAAUAUACACCUACAUGUCUACGGUUAUUAGCACAAUACAAGACGAUUCUUAAGUCACCGUCAGUUGCUAAUGCAUUUGGAUCGCUAGAAACAUUCUGUGCAGCAUAUGAGAUUCCUUGCUUUCAUGCAAUAUAUCGCCUAAAUGUUGGUGUUCCAGUAACAAUAGAGCAUGUUACUAAGAGCCCGUCGCUUCCAGAAUCAGGGAUAUCAGCUAAACAAGUUGCAGAAGCGGUUCAGAAUUUUAUAACAUUUAUGGAUGCUUUACGAUUAAAAUAUACAGCAAAGGAUCAAUUACAUCCUCUUUUAUCAGAGCUUAUGGUAUCAUUGAAUGCAGUGACACAUGAAAUGUUUGAAGGGCGUGGAACAAUUGUGCAUUGGUUGAUUUUGCUUAAUAAUAUGUCAGCUUCAGAAGAAAUCACAGAGCAACAAAGCCGACAAAUGCUUUUUGAUGUAGAAGGGGUAUAUAAUGAAUUCUAUAAAAGUCUUUCUGUGUAAAAAAAGAACGUAAAUGCGAAUUCCAGAUCAAAUGGUUUUUAUUGAU
Pneumocystis carinii B80 is the source of this 712-nucleotide messenger RNA. RefSeq lists its product as hypothetical. Bases 10 to 666 code for a protein of 218 amino acids. Gene Ontology annotation, molecular function: protein-containing complex binding. The transcript is spliced from 5 exons. NCBI's taxonomy places the organism in Eukaryota, Fungi, Ascomycota, Pneumocystomycetes, Pneumocystales, Pneumocystaceae. Gene Ontology annotation, cellular component: ESCRT I complex. Gene Ontology annotation, biological process: protein transport to vacuole involved in ubiquitin-dependent protein catabolic process via the multivesicular body sorting pathway. The record is from RefSeq and is a predicted model, not a curated record.